UCUUUUCUGAGAAUUUUGAGCUCUUUACUGAGAUUUUUUGAGCUUUGCGAAAAUGGAGACUGAGAAACAGCUCGCACAUACGCAUCCUUUGUACGUUCAUCCGUCGGAUACUCCGGGAUCGACUUUGAUUCCAACACAACUAACCGAAUCAGAUAAUUUCGGACUAUGGCGAAGAUCGAUGUGUAUCGCCUUACAAGCUAAGAGAAAAUUGGGGUUCAUAACUGGCACUUGCAGAAAGGAUCAAUUCAGUGUAGAUCUGCAUGAAGAUUGGGAAACAUGUAAUGCGAUUGUGCUGUCCUGGAUCAUGAACACAGUGUCGAAGAAUCUCCUUAGUGGAAUUGUAUACACAUCAAAUGCACAUCUGGUUUGGGAAGAUCUCAAAGAGCGAUUCGGUAAAGUGAAUCGAGUUCGCAUUUUCCAAUUGCAUAGAGAAAUAGCUACGAUUUCUCAAGGGCCUGACAUUGUGGAUGCAUAUUUCACCAAAUUGAAGGAGCUUUGGGCUGAAUAUGAUGCUUUAGUGCCUUCACCAGGUUGUGAUUGCGCAAAAUCGAAGGAUUACAUCGAACACUUACAACGACAGAGGUUACUUCAAUUUCUUUCUGAUUUAAACGAAUCGUAUGAACAAGCGCGAAGACAAAUUCUGAUGAAAACAAUUGAGCCUACAUUGAACCAGGCUUAUGCCAUGAUAAGUGAAGAUGAAGGACACAUGUCCAGUUCAUUUGGAAUAACAGGAGGAAGAGGUGAUCUGAUAGCUAUGCAGGUUGGUCGCGGACAACCAUAUAGAGGCAAGAAACCUUUCAUGCAAUGCACACAUUGUGGUCUCAAGGGGCAUCUGAAGGAGAAAUGUUACCAGCUGAUUGGUUAUCCAGCAGACUGGAAAGGGAAGAAAGUUAUGGCUAAUGCGGUUGCUAUGACUAAUACAGUUGCUAUGGAUACAAAUGUUGGCAGAAGUUUUGUAGCACAAGAGAGAGUAACUCCUGGACACUACUACAAAGGUGAACAACUAGGAUACUACCACAAUGGCCAAUAUUAUUCUUUCACAGAAGAACAACACAAGCAGGUUUUGGGGAUGUUACAUGCUAAAAGGGACACUGGAGAGCAUCAAGGCAAUCUGGCAGGAUCUUUACAGUGGCAGGGUGAGGGGGAUUGGUAAGGAACAAUGUGGCUUGUAUGUUCUGAAGCAAGAUAAUCGUAAGAAGGAUAUGACUACUUUAGUAAAUAAUGCAGUUGUAGAAGGAAGAUGCACUGAUGGAAAUCUAUGGCAUAAGAGGCUAGGGCAUGCAUCAACUAAGACUAUGAAGAGUUUAAGUUUCCUACAAAAUAAAGACUUGAAUGUCGCUGCAAACAAUGACUGUCCAGUCUGUCCACUAGCUAAACAUAGUAGAUUGGUUUUUCCUAUUAGUUCUACUAGAAGCAUGAUACCUUUUGAGUUGCUGCACAUGGAUGUAUUGGGUCCUUACAAGACUCCUACCCAUGACAACAAACAUUAUUUCUCACUAUUGUUGAUGACCAUACUAGAUUUACAUGGAUCUACUUGUUAAGUCUGAAAAGUGAUGUAAUUGUGGUGCUUAGAACUUUUCUAUCUCAAAUAAAGACUCAGUUUGCAUCUGUUGUGAAGAUUGUUAGGUCGGACAAUGGUACUAAAUUUUUUAACAAAAAUUGUACUAAUUUAUUUACUUCAUAUGGUAUUAUUCAUCAAAGUAGUUGUGUUCAUACCCCUCAACAAAAUGGGGUAGUUGAGAGGAAACACAGACAUAUCCUAAGUGUUGCAAGAGCUCUUAAGUUUCAAGCCAAUAUUCCUGCCAGAUAUUGGGGUGAAUGCAUUGAAGGAGCUGUUUAUCUGAUAAAUAGAUUACCCAGUGAUGUGUUGAAAGGUCAAUCUCCUUUCGAACUAUUAUAUGGAAAAACUCCUUUGUUCAGUCACUUGAAGGUAUUUGGUUGCAUGUGUUAUGCUACCAACCCAGUCAAGAUUGAUAAGUUUGGGGAAAGAGCCAAG
This is a messenger RNA of Solanum tuberosum (potato), 1996 nucleotides long. RefSeq lists its product as uncharacterized. The record is from RefSeq and is a predicted model, not a curated record. The coding region runs from base 53 to 1153 and encodes 366 amino acids. NCBI's taxonomy places the organism in Eukaryota, Viridiplantae, Streptophyta, Magnoliopsida, Solanales, Solanaceae. The transcript is spliced from 2 exons.